CACAAAUAUUAGAUCUACCAUGAAGGUCAAAUUUAUCUGAAAGUUUGCCUCCUCCGCUGUCUAUCAAUUUUCCAUUCUUUUUUACCACACAUAAAAUGGUCGAUCGUGAUUAUGGGUUCCCGUACCAGCCUUAUACGAUCCAAAAUGACUUUAUGAAUUCGCUUUACACUACACUCUCUCAGGGCAAGAUUGGAAUCUUUGAAAGUCCCACCGGUACUGGCAAAUCGCUUAGCUUGAUCUGUGGAUCGCUUCGAUGGCUUAAAGAUCAAGACAAUCCUGACACUGAAAACCCCAAAACGGAUAAUAAGCAAAACACACAUGGAAAAGACAACGACGAACAAGAACCUGACUGGCUCAGGGCUUUUCAGGUUACAAACAAAGCCGAAGAACAACGAGAAGCAUUACGAAAAGAACGUCGAAAAGAAUUAAAGAAACGUAUACAAUAUGCUCGGCAACAAGAGGAUUCCAAAACUGGUUAUGUUUUCGGGGAUGGCUACCCUCGCUGGAACAAGCGUCAAAAGACGAAUGGUUCGGAUAAGAAAAAGAAAGGCAACGACGAAGACGACAAUGAUGAAUUUCUACUGGAUGAAUAUACAAGUGACGAUGAAGAGGAUGGUGCAAGCGGGAAAAAAACAGCGACAGCGGAUAGUAACAGCAAUCUUUCAAAAGAAGUGCGCGAGUUAUUAGCAAAGUUAGAACCUCAAAAGGGAGCUUCAAGCCGUCAGACAGAUCAAGAAGAGGACGAAGAGGACGAAUUCGAAGAAUUCAAGAUCUAUUAUACGUCACGAACGCAUUCGCAACUUUCCCAGUUUAUCCAUGAGGUCCAUAAGACAAUAUACAAAGAAGACACAUGGACGGUACCCCUGGGAUCACGGAAAAAUGCCUGUAUACACAAGGAUAUCAAGAAAUUGAAAAGCGUACAAAGAAUGAAUGAAGCGUGCUUAGAUCUGCAGAAAAAGACAAGCACAGCAGCUCGAUGUUCUUAUUUACCGGCAAAAACGGAAAGGAUGCAAUGGAAUGCAUUCCGCGAUCAUGCAUUGGCUAAAGUGCGAGACAUCGAGGAUUUAGUUCAAGUAGGAGAGCAGAUGGGAAUAUGCCCCUAUUAUGGAUCACGACAUACAUUACGGCCCGCACAACUCAUUGUUCUUCCGUAUCAACAUUUGCUACACGCAAGCACACGCGAAUCGCUCGGCAUAUCUUUGAAAAACAGUGUCGUCAUCAUCGAUGAAGCACAUAACCUAAUUGAAACGGUGACGGCGAUUCAUACGGUUACAGUAUCAUAUCAUCAAGCUCGCAUGGCAUUCUCACAAUUAAAAACGUAUCUACAGCGGUAUAAGAAUCGGCUACUUGGCAAAAAUAUUGCUUAUAUCCGCCAAACUGUCCAUAUUGUCAAAGCAUUGCUCAAAUUAUUGGAACCAGCAACGACAGCGGAUGAUAGAAACAACAAGAAAAAAGAUACUGUGAUCCGUGUCAAUGAAUUUGUGCAUAUGCUUGGCAUUGAUCAUAUCAACAUGUUUAAGAUUGAAAAAUAUCUUAAAGCAAGCAAUUUAGCUCGAAAGUUGAAUGGAUUUAUCGACAAGGAACUCCAAAAACAACAGCAGCAGCAACAAGCAAACGAAACUUCUGAUCAACAACAGCAGUUAUCAAACAGCAGCAACACAGCAAUGCCGACGUUGACACAGAUCGAAGCAUUUUUAUUAGCAUUGACGAAUCCUGACAAAGAUGGUCGUAUUGUGGUCAAUUACUCAACAGAAAGCUCAGAAGUCAAGUAUAUGCUAUUGAAUCCAGCCGAAGUUUUUCGACCUAUUGUUGAAGAUGCCAAAAGUAUCAUUUUAGCCGGUGGUACUAUGGAACCGAUUUCAGAUUUCACGAACAUUUUGUUACAUGACGUCCCUUCCGCGCAGAUCAAUCGACUUUCAUGCGGCCAUAUUAUACCCCCAAGCAAUAUGGCUGUAAUGAGCAUCGAUGCAGGGCCUACGGGAAAACCGUUUCUAUUUCGCUAUGACAGUAGACAGGAUGAGAAACUCAUGGAUGAAGUCGGUCAAGCGAUUGUUAAUCUAUGCAAUGUCAUACCGGAUGGUGUCGUUUGUUUUUUUUCCAGCUUUACUUAUCUUGAACAAGUAUACAAGCGAUGGGCAAGUGGCAACUCCAAUAAUAAUGUACUGGCCCGGCUAUCCAAAAAGAAGAAAAUCCUCAAGGAACCUCGUGAAAGCAACAAGGUGGAGACGACAUUGCGUGACUAUGCUAUGCAUAUAGACCAGUCUGGCGGUGCAUUGCUGUUAUGUGUUGUGAAUGGAAAGAUGUCCGAAGGUAUCAAUUUUUCGGACCAGCUCGGAAGGGGUGUGAUCAUGGUGGGGUUGCCGUUUGCCAACAAGGGCUCGGUGGAGCUACAAGAAAAAAUCAAAUAUGCUGGCGAUAUGAACCCGAGUCAAUCUGAUGCUGGUAACGAAUAUUAUGAAAAUAUGUGUAUGCGAGGCGUGAAUCAGUCUAUAGGUCGAGCUAUUCGACAUAAAAACGAUUAUGCCACCAUCAUUUUACUGGACCAACGAUAUUCGCAUGCGCGGAUCCGAAACAAAUUGCCAGGCUGGAUCGGGAACCGUAUUGAUCAUUGUGAAAAAUUCGGAAUGGCUAUGGGUAACACUGUGCGUUUCUUUAAACAAUUCCGUCAGUAGUAGUAAUCAGUACCUACGCUUCUAUGUGGAUCAUACACUGCACAUCUAAAGACGCUUUUAAAAGCAAAUGAAAUGCUCACAUGUUUGGAUAAA
Messenger RNA from Zychaea mexicana, 2765 nucleotides. RefSeq names its product helicase C-terminal domain-containing protein. The coding region runs from base 96 to 2672 and encodes 858 amino acids. Gene Ontology annotation, cellular component: nucleus. Gene Ontology annotation, molecular function: ATP binding; DNA binding; DNA helicase activity. Lineage: Eukaryota; Fungi; Mucoromycota; Mucoromycetes; Mucorales; Lichtheimiaceae. Gene Ontology annotation, biological process: nucleobase-containing compound metabolic process; establishment of sister chromatid cohesion. The transcript has 13 exons. The record is from RefSeq and is a predicted model, not a curated record.